Molecule: messenger RNA, 2157 nt
Organism: Kwoniella mangroviensis CBS 8507
Lineage: Eukaryota; Fungi; Basidiomycota; Tremellomycetes; Tremellales; Cryptococcaceae
Exons: 13
Coding region: 1-2157 (718 amino acids)
Cellular component (GO): cytoplasm
Molecular function (GO): phosphoprotein phosphatase activity
Source: RefSeq, a predicted model, not a curated record
AUGCCUCGACUGCCUACAUCCCACUCGGGAAAGUACAAACCCCCACCAUUCCUAUAUCUACGUUCAUUCCUUCCCAUCCUCCUACUCAUCUUGCUAUUCUCUUUCGGACUCGUAUCCUACUCUCUUUUAUCGCAUUUCAAGAGUCCUGCGGUGAGACAGCAUCUGGGAUGGCAGAGUUGGGAUAUCGUAGAGAUGUCUACUUCGAAGAGCGGAAGUGGGAGUGGAAAUGAGGUAUUAUCUAGUGGUGGAAGUGGGAAUGCGACGGGACAUAUGGCUAGUAUACCUAUAGAAAAUUGGGAUCCAUUGGCAUUACAUACGACUGGACUAACUGAAAUCGCCGUCGCACCAUGUUAUUUCCCUCCUUACUUGUUCCCAGAACACUGUUCGCCUGAGACUACGCCAGAGCUAGAUAAGUUGAAAGGGAAGUGGGUAAGGGUGGAGAGGGAUCUGAAUAUCAGGACGGGAUUAUGGUACCUAAACAUCUAUUAUCGUCGAACUCGCCGACUCGACGCCGACCUGAUAACGGACAUCCAACUCGUACCUGAACCACCCUCCAAAGAGUUGCAGUACGAUCUUGAGAAUGGCGGUUGGCAGAAAGGUUUGGGGAAUUUACAUUCUGGUGUAUGGCCGAGUAGACCUGAGGAGAGGUUAUGGUAUAGGACGAAGAGUCAGGGGUGGGAUGAUGUAUGGAGAAGACAGGUCUCCGAUAACAGUGCCGAAGAUUUGAUACCUGAAGAUGAAGGUGAGACACCCAACGGAUCCGUCGAACCGAUCCAAUCGGGCGAAUCGAACAAAGUCGAAUAUGGCGACUAUAUCACUGAAGUUGAUGUGAUUUACGGCGACGACGAACCGUUUUUCGGAUUUGAGAGGAUCCAAGGAGGAAAAAUAACGGAAAGUAAGAAAGAUAAAUGGGAAAGUGUAGGAUUGGCAGUCAGAAGAGGUAAUCCAGUCGCUCCUAGAGCUCAGGUGCCCAAGUUCCAUAAAGAUGGGACAUUCAAAAUUAUGCAGAUCGCAGACCUGCAUUACUCGGUGGGGGAAGGUCAAUGCAAGGAUACAGACAAGACACCUUGUUCGGGAGAUUCAGAUACUGCCCAAUGGUUGGGAGAAGCCCUGGAUGCUGAAACACCUGAUUUAGUGGUGUUUUCUGGAGAUCAACUUAACGGUCAAAGUACCAGUUACGAUUCAAGAUCUGUUUUGGCCAAAUUCGCUAAACCGGUAAUCGAUAGACAAAUCCCUUGGGUAGCUAUUUUUGGUAAUCACGAUAGUGAGAUUGCUGAAGAUCGAGCAGAACAGAUGAGAGCAUUGCAGCAUUUGCCUUACUCUUUGGCGAGAGCUGGUCCAAAGGAUGUUGAUGGCGUUGGCAAUUAUUAUAUCGAAUUACAUUCUGCUGAUGGCUCGAAUAUGCACAUAUUCACAUUGUACUUUCUCGAUUCUCACGCACGUCAAAAACAGAAACUACUAUGGAAGACGCCUGAUUAUGAUUAUCUGAAAGAAUCCCAAAUAGAAUGGUAUCGCAACGUAUCAUCAUCGAUCAAACCAAUCUCUAGACCGUUCCAACCUGAUGGUGGCUGGGACUUGGGGGAUAUAUGGUCUUCCAAACGUUCUAAAUCCAAACCAUCUAGGAUCACCCGACGGGACGCAGAGGAAGAGAACGACACGACAUUAGCCAAACCCAAUGCGAUGAUGUGGUUCCAUAUCCCCCUUCCUGAAGCGUACAUGGACGCUGACCAUCCCGAUUUCUUAUCGGAAGAUCAGUUGGAAAGUUUAGAUGUAGGCGUGAACAUGGAUGGACAGGGGAAUUCGAAACAUAAUAGUGGAUUCUUCUAUAAUGCUAUCAAAGUCACUUAUGAGUAUGACGAUGAGGAGGAGGUACAGACAGGAAGGAGGAAGAGUGAGGUGAAGGUGUUGAGUCAUGGGCAUAAUCAUAAUACCGAUAGAUGUAGGAGGACAGAUGGGAUUUGGACAUGCUUUGACGGAGGUUCUUCGUACUCUGGAUACGGCCAAUUAGGAUUUGAUAGACGAGUGAGAAUAUACAACAUAUCAUCGUACGGAGAGAAGAUCGAGACGUACAAAAAGUUGACGAGCGGCGAGGUCAUCGACAAACAGGUGUUGGUUGGUGAAGGUGCAGUGAGUGGUUGGGGAGAGGAUCAGCUUUAA